This is a messenger RNA of Macrobrachium nipponense, 759 nucleotides long. RefSeq names its product collagen alpha-1(III) chain-like. The record is from RefSeq and is a predicted model, not a curated record. The transcript is spliced from 2 exons. NCBI's taxonomy places the organism in Eukaryota, Metazoa, Arthropoda, Malacostraca, Decapoda, Palaemonidae. The coding region runs from base 1 to 759 and encodes 252 amino acids.
AUGGGCGGGCAGGCGUCCACCACUGGCCCUGGGACGGGUGAGCCGGGAAAGCCACGCGUCCUGGGAUGGGCGGGAAGGCCCGCCACUGGUCCCCGGACAGGCGGUCAGGUGUCCGCCACUGGUUUCGGGACGGGCGGGCCGGGCCCGCCGUGGGUCAUAGGACUGGCAGGCCCGGCCCGCCGUGGAUCCCUGGACUGGUGGGCAGGGGUCCGCCACUGGUCCCGGGACGGGCGGACCGGGUCCUCCAUGGGUCCAAGGACAGGACGGGUGGGCAGACGUCCGCCGCUGGUGCCGGGACGGGUGGGCCGGGUCCGCCGCAGGUCCCGGGAUGGGCGGGCAGGCGUCAGCCCCUGGUCCCGGGACGGGCGGGCCAGGACGGGCGGUCCAGGACAGGCGGGCAGGCGUCUGCCCCUGGUCCUGGGAAGGGCGGGCCGGGCCUGCCACGGGUCAUGGGACGGGAGGGCAGAAGUCCGCCGCUGGUCCCGGGAUGGGCGGGCAGGCAUCCGCCACUUGUCCCGGGACGGGCGGGUAGGUCCGCCACUUGUCCCUGGACGGGCGGGUAGGUCCGCCACUAGUCCCGGGACGGGCGGGCAAGGGCAGCCGCCCUUGAACAGGCGGGCCUGCCGUAUGUCCCGGGACUGGCCGGCCGGGGCCGCUGUGGGUCCCGGGACGGGCAGGCAGGGGUCCGCUACUGGUCCCGGGACGGGCGGGCAGGCGUCAGCCACUUGUCCCGGGAGGGGCAGGCCCGCCACGUCUUAG